Messenger RNA from Galendromus occidentalis (western predatory mite), 1428 nucleotides. RefSeq names its product zinc finger matrin-type protein 3-like. The transcript is spliced from 8 exons. The record is from RefSeq and is a predicted model, not a curated record. Gene Ontology annotation, molecular function: nucleic acid binding; zinc ion binding. Bases 1 to 1428 code for a protein of 475 amino acids. Lineage: Eukaryota; Metazoa; Arthropoda; Arachnida; Mesostigmata; Phytoseiidae.
AUGUUACUGUGCAAGUCGCCGGGUCUUCGCGCGAUAUCCGAACGCGUGGAAAAAGCGAUCGUCUGUUUUCCGAGUCCGGCUUCUGCUGCGGCGAUGUGGCGGACGCCCAUGGCCACGGCGUUGCCCUUCGGUACGUUUCCGCCGCUGUUGGCAUCUCCAGCGCCAUGUGCCCAGCUUCUGGCUGCGCAAGUCGCUGCGGCGGCCGCCGCGGCCGCACCCCCGGUCUUCAGGAGGAAUACUUUACCGAACCAGGCCGGCAACAGAUUCCGCGCUGAAAGAUGGACUCCAUAUUCAACGUCGUCCCCAAAAAGUGCUAAGCCGGCAACUCCGUCUCCGGCUUCGUCGGCGACACCGCCACAAGAGCUUUUCGAGGCCUCCGUCGUCGACGUUGAAGAUCUCCUCGCGGAUUCCGCAACUCAACUGGAACCAUCAAAACCACCGACACCCUCCGACCCUCAGGCUUCGAACGCUGGCAACGAUGCCUCAUUGAGUCCCCAGUCUCCAUCUUCGGAGAAAGCUCCACCGUUGGCACCGUCACCCUCUGGAGGUGCCUCAUCGCCUCUCAGCGAAGGACAACAGACUUCCGGCUCAAUUUCAGGCACUUGUGGAUUGACCGACCCGUGCGCUCGGAUACCAUCUCUGAGUGACUUGAUGCAGCCGUUGUACUGCAAAGUCUGCGACGCAAAGCUCAACGGGAGACUGCAAGCCUCCGCGCACUACGACGGGAAGAGUCACCAUAGGCGAUUGAGACAGUACCUGGAGAAAGCAGGUCGUGCCACCGAUCUCCAAAAGCUCAAGGAGCUCCAUCAGCAGAAAAAGCUCGAGAAGAAGACUUCGGGCAGUGACAAGUUGGAGGAAAGUUUUUGCAAACUCUGCGACGUGGCCUUCACAUCCGACGUUCAGGCCAAACAACAUUACGCCGGGAGAAAUCACCAGCGAAGGCUCCGAGGAGAGCCGCCCCUGCCCAAAGGAUUCUACAAUCCCGUCACCGGAAAAUGGCAGAGACAACCUCCGACCGGCUUACCGUUGAAAGUGGCGACGAGCUCCGCAGGUCUGAGUGCCGGACUCGGUCAUGUAGCAGCAUCAUCAGCGUUGUUGGGCGCGACGGCACCCCUGCCCGCAGCCCUCUUCCCUCCACCGUUGCAAUUCUAUUGCGAAGCUUGCAAUAUUGCGGUGGCAAACCAGCAACAGAUGACCGCCCACCUCUCCAGCCCAGUGCACAAGGCGCGCAUGAACGACGCCGCGCUCCUCGCUCCUCUGUUGGCAGCUGCGGCGGCCGCGUGCCGUCCUGCAGACGGAGGCAUCAUGCUUUCCCUUCAUCCAGGCGGUCCACACACGCCCCUGAUGUUCAACCCGCUCAACCCUCAGUACCUCCAUGCUACGAUGACGGCAGCUGCUGCCCCGUGUGGCACGCUGCCCGAACUAUAG